UCUGGUCACCCUGUGGUCACUCUGCGGUCACUCUGUGGUCACUUUUGGUCACCCUGUGGUCACUCUGUGAUCACUGGGGUCACUCUGUGGUCACUCUGUGGUCACUGUGGUCACUCUGGUCAUUCUGGUCACUCUGUGGUCACUCUGCGGUCACUGUGGUCACUCUGGUCACUGUGGUCACUCUGCGGUCACUGUGGUCACUGUGGGCGGUCACUCACGGCCGUGCUGUCCCUCCCAGGUGUGACCACGCUGGGGACGGUGACAGGGACGGUGUCCACCAGCCUGGCGGGAGGGGCCGGUGGCCACAGCGCCACGGCCUCGCUGGCCACGCCCAUCACCACCCUGGGGACAAUCGCCACCCUCUCGAGCCAGGUCCUGAACCCUGCGGCCAUCACGGCCACCGCGGCCGGGGGCGGCCUGGGGACACCGACCAUCACCAUGCAGCCGGUGUCCCAGCCCACGCAGGUGACACUCAUCACCACGCCCAGCGGCGUGGAGGCCCAGCCCGUCCACGACCUCCCCGUGUCCAUCCUGGCGUCCCCCACGGCCGAAGCCCCUCCGGCCGCCGCCUCGGGGGGCCCCGCGCUGGCCGAGCCCCCGGCGGCCGAGCCCGGCACGGUGACCCUGGUGUGCUCCAACCCCCCCUGCGAGACCCACGAGACCGGGACCACCAACACGGCCACCACCAGCCUGGUGGCCAACGUGGGGACGGGAGGGGGACAGGUGCAGCUGCUGUGCGAGGACACGGGCGGGGGGACCCGGGCCUGCUCCAACCCCCCCUGCGAGGUGCAUGAGACGGGGACAACCAACACGGUGACAACAACGGGGACACGGCUGUGCUCCAACCCCCCCUGCGAGACACACGACACCGGGACAACCAACACGGUGACGGUGACGGCGCCACGGCAACCGCAUGGAAACAACACCGGGACAGCGGUGACGGUGACGGGGACCCGGCUGUGCUCCAACCCCCCCUGCGAGACCCACGAGACCGGGACAACCAACACGGUGACAACAACGGCACCACGGCAACCGCACGGCAACAACACCGGGACAGCGGUGACGGGGUCCCAGUUCUGCUCCAACCCCCCCUGCGAGACACACGAGACCGGGACAACCAACACGGUGACAACAACGGGGACACGGGUGUGCUCCAACCCCCCCUGCGAGACACACGAGACCGGGACAACCAACACGGUGACGGUGACAGCGCCAUGGCAACUGCACGGCAACAGCACCGGGACGGCGGUGACGGGGUCACAGCUCUGCUCCAACCCCCCCUGUGAGACCCACGAGACGGGGACAACCAACACGGUGACAACAACGGGGACGCGGGUGUGCUCCAACCCCCCCUGUGAGACACACGAGACCGGGACAACCAACACCGUGACAACAACGGCACCACGGCAACCGCACGGCAACAACACCGGGACAGCGGUGACGGGGUCCCAGUUCUGCUCCAACCCCCCCUGCGAGACACACGAGACCGGGACAACCAACACGGUGACGGUGACAGCGCCACGGCAACCGCACGGCAACACCGGGACAACGGUGACGGGGUCACAGCUCUGCUCCAACCCCCCCUGCGAGGUGCACGAGACCGGCACCACCAACACCGUGACAACAACAGCGCCACGGCAACCGCACGGCAACAGCACCGGGACAGCGGUGACAGUGACGGGGUCACAAUUCUGCUCCAACCCCCCUUGCGAGACCCACGAGACGGGGACAACCAACACCGUGACAACAACGGGGACACGGGCCUGCUCCAACCCCCCCUGCGAGACCCACGAGACCGGGACAACCAACACCGUGACAACAACGGCACCACGGCCACCCCACGGCAACAACACCGGGACAGCGGUGACGGGGUCCCAGCUCUGCUCCAACCCCCCCUGCGAGACCCACGAGACGGGGACAACCAACACGGCCACCACCACCACGGCCACCUCGCGACCACCGCCGGAGCCGGCGGGGACGUCACCGGGGACGUCACCGGUGCCACCAGCCUGCUCCAGCCGCGAGCCCGGCGCGGUGACGGUGACGGGGUCCCAGCUCUGCUCCAACCCCCCCUGCGAGACCCACGAGACCGGGACCACCAACACGGCCACCACGGCCACCGCCGGCUCCCGGCCGGGUGACGCCACCACCACGGCCACCAGCGCCGCCACCUCCGGCUCAGGGGGGUCCCCCCAGCCUGGUGCCAACCCCCCCUGCGGGACCCCCGAGCCCCCCGCGGG
Molecule: messenger RNA, 2240 nt
Organism: Parus major (Great Tit)
Lineage: Eukaryota; Metazoa; Chordata; Aves; Passeriformes; Paridae
Product: host cell factor 1-like
Exons: 2
Biological process (GO): chromatin remodeling; regulation of DNA-templated transcription
Cellular component (GO): histone methyltransferase complex
Molecular function (GO): transcription coactivator activity
Source: RefSeq, a predicted model, not a curated record